CCCCACACACCUGCACCAGGUAGUCAGACCAACCUCAGCUACGCAGGGUUAAAGUCUUCAGCAGUAAAAUUCUCCUGUUAAAAAUUCUCAGCCUUAGAUCAAGUAAUAGUGUUUAGUUCAAGUGAGUACAGUACUGGAAACUAAUUCUCGGCAUUAUUCUGAAAAUUCUAAGCCAUUUUGAGCAUUUACGUGACCAUGACGUUGUAGAAAAUAUUGAUAAAUUCUACAGAUAAUAAUAUUUUAGCAUUUAAGUGAAUAAAGCUUUAAAAAUACUACCUCUUUAUACUGUGGAAAAUUCUCAGCAUUUAUUAUCGUUUCUGAGUGCCGAAAUGAGUAUUGAGUGCAAGAAAAUACUGUAGACAAUUCCCAGAGUUACUACAGAAUUUUGCGUCACACCGUCACUGUCCAUCCCCAGCGUCACGUCGUCACUGUCCAUCCCCAGCGUAACGUCGUCACACCGUCACUGUCCAUCCCCAGCGUAACGUCGUCACCCCGUCACUGUCCAUCUCCAGCGUCACGUCGUCACUGUCUCUCGUGGUGACAGAGGAGCGUCACCAUGACCGUCUCGUACACGUCACAAGUGUCUGACUGCCGUGGGUUUGGUUCCUUCUGGCGCCUACUGUUCAGGUGGAAGGGCAGCAUCUAUAAGCUAGUGUGGCCAGAUACAGUCGUCUACUGCAUGUUGUACUUCUUAUGUUCGCUGGUGUACAGGUUCGCCCUCAACGAAGAUCAGAGGAGGACCUUCGAGCACCUCUCCCUCUACUGCGACUACUUCAGGAACCUCAUCCCCAUCUCCUUCGUGCUGGGGUUCUACGUUACAGUGGUGGUACAGCGGUGGUGGGAACAGUAUCUCUGUAUCCCCUGGCCCGACGAUUUUGCCAUGGUCUGCGCGUCAUACAUAAGAGGAAAGCAAGGGACACCACGAGCACUUAGGGCGACUCUCAUACGGUAUGUGAACCUGGCUAGUCUCCUCACCUUUGCCAAGAUCUCCCCAAAGGUGCAAAAGAAGUUCCCAACCUAUAAGGAGAUUCUAGAAGCUGGAUACCUCACAGCCCACGAGAUGCGCAUCCUAGAGCAGCAGAAGGGGAGGACAAGCGUGCCCCUGGUGCUACUGCCGAUAAUGUGGUCGUGUAAGAUGGUAGAGAGUGCCACGACCUCUGGCUACGUCAGGGACAACUUCGGCUUAAAAUUCCUGCUGGAGGAGUUGAUUAAGUUGAGAAACAUGAACGGGAUGUUGCUCAGGUGGAACGACAUGAGCAUCCCUCUCGUCUACACGCAGGUGGUGACGAUGGCCGUGUACUCCUUCUUCUUCUUCUCAGUGUUGGGGCGACAGUUCCUGGACCCCCAACAGAAGUACACCAACAGGACCAUCGACUUCUUCAUCCCUAUCUUCACCCUGUUGCAGUUCUUCUUCUACAUGGGCUGGCUCAAGGUGGCCGAGUCGCUCGUCAAUCCCUUCGGUGAGGACGACGAUGACUUUGACCUUGACCUAAUACUCGAGCGUCACCUCAAGAUGUCUUACCUGAUGGGGGACGUGACGCCUAGUGAGGACCCCCUGAGCUUCGAUGACAGCAGCUUCGACAAGGCCAUCCCUGGACUCGUACCUGGGGCCAUGGAUGACCUGGGCCGCCUACAUGACCUGGGGAGGGAUGAACUGAACAGGGCUAAUCAUCAUCGAGGUGACCUGGGGCGUGAGGACCUGAAUAAGAUGAAAAAUAACUGCCGGAGUGACCAUGGGAGGGACGAGCAUGACCAGCGGAGGGGCAUGCACUUCCAGGGUAACUUAGGAUGGAGAGACAAAGGGAGGAGUGACCUGAAGCCGAGUAACCUGGGAGGGAUGCCAGCCGAGUGCUCCAGGUCGGCUGGGAGUGACCUGGACACAGUCAUCAUGUCUCCUGAUCCACCACAACAAGACAAGUUUAACUUCGUGUGGGAGGAGAUGGACCUCAGUGCUCCACAUGACUCCCCGAAGAAAACCAGAGACCUCGCCAACACACUUAAUGAUCCACACACAGGGUCAGGUAUAAGGGGCGAAGAAGUCGAAUUGGGCACUUCAUAUCAGGUCCACACCAAUCAGGGUCGUACCAGUCCAUAUCUUGCCAAUCAGGAUCAUGGCCACCAGACCCACGGAAAUCAGGGUCAUGCCAAUGCUAAUCAGGGUCGUGUCAGUCCCUACCCUAUUAAUAAUCAGGGACUUGGAAAUCAGGAACAUUCCACUCUACGCUCUGUGAGUCCAUAUCUUGGCAAUCAGGACCAUGACAACCAGAGUCAUGGAAAUCAGAUCAGUACCAACCCGGCCAUUACAAACGCCAAUCAUACCGCCCAAAGCUACGGAAAUCAGAGUAACGGAAAUCAAGUUCAGUCCAACAUGGUUAUUGCCAAUCAGGGGAACGGAAAUCAGGUACUGAGUAGCAGACAGCGACAACAAAAUACCCGAGAGAGUGAAAGCAACGUAGAUGGAAUUGAAAACCCAAUGUAUACGGAGUGACGUAAACAGGAACUGGAAGACUGUAUAAACAAACUAUGGAGCUGCUUAAUGACUCACUAGGAGGCUCAAACAACCACCAAGUGCCUAUAAGUGCCUCACAGGUGACAUACUGACAGUGCCAAGUGCUUAUAAGUGCCUCACAGGUGACAUACUGACAGUGCCAAGUGCUUAUAAGUGCCCCACAGGUGACAUACUGACAGUGCCAAGUGCUUAUAAGUGCCUCACAGGUGACAUAUUGACAGUGCCAAAUGACACCACACACUUACAAAUUACGAAUUCAAGUACUACACCUCGUUAAAUGAUCUUAAGUGGAUUAUGAUGUUAUAAGUGCCUUCAAUUGCCUGAGUUAUUCGAUGAAGGGGUUGUAACGGGCUGGACUGAUUAGUAGUGCCUGUCAGCCCAGCCGUGAGCUGAUUAGGUGACGGGUAAGUGAUCCAUAUGCCCGGUAGAGAAGGUAAUAUUUUAACUGGAAAAUACAGUACUUGGACAUAUAUUUGUGAGGUGCUGCUUGGCCCCACCUUCCUGCUGGUCAUCAGUGUACCAGCAUUAGUGACCAAUGUCAGGCGCAGGUAAUUUAUCUCUACAUUAAGCCACCAACCUCUGCCUCUAGUCAGUCAAGUUGUCCACAUGUCAGAGGCGCCACCAAGCUGACAGGCUGUAGACGUGAGGUGACAGCUGUUAUGACCUCACAUGACCUCACAUUGACACCAUUAAGUGAUGUGUGUGUUGAUAAUGUUGAUACAAACAAUAAAUAUGUUUUGUGAU
Homarus americanus (American lobster) is the source of this 3253-nucleotide messenger RNA. RefSeq names its product bestrophin-2-like. Gene Ontology annotation, molecular function: chloride channel activity. The record is from RefSeq and is a predicted model, not a curated record. Bases 557 to 2488 code for a protein of 643 amino acids. The transcript is spliced from 11 exons. Lineage: Eukaryota; Metazoa; Arthropoda; Malacostraca; Decapoda; Nephropidae.